AUGUCAGGCAAAGGAGGAAAACCGAAGAGUGGCAAAGCUGGAGCCGAGGCCAAGACCCGAUCAAGCCGAGCUGGACCGCAGUUCCCAGUUGGACGAAUCCAUCGAUUCAGCCGCAAGGGCAACUACGCUGAGCGAGUUGGUGCUGCAGCACCAAUCUACCUUGCUGCUCUGCUCGAGUACUUGACUGCUGAGAUCCUUGAGCUAACUGGAAACGCUGCUAAAGAUAACAAGAAGUCCAGGAUCAUGCACAGACACUUGCAGUUGGCCAUCAGGAACGACGAAGAGCUGAACAAGCUGCUCCAUGGAGUGACAAUUGCUCAAGAUGGUGUGCUGCUGAACAUCCAUGUGCUCCUGCGCAAGAAGCAGUCUUCGUCUCAGCCCAAGACUGACAUGAUGUAA
Symsagittifera roscoffensis is the source of this 399-nucleotide messenger RNA. RefSeq names its product histone H2A-beta, sperm-like. Gene Ontology annotation, biological process: heterochromatin formation. Gene Ontology annotation, cellular component: nucleosome; chromatin. The record is from RefSeq and is a predicted model, not a curated record. The transcript has a single exon. The coding region runs from base 1 to 399 and encodes 132 amino acids. Gene Ontology annotation, molecular function: DNA binding; structural constituent of chromatin; protein heterodimerization activity. Lineage: Eukaryota; Metazoa; Xenacoelomorpha; Acoela; Convolutidae.